This is a messenger RNA of Mangifera indica (mango), 2292 nucleotides long. Its product is annotated as molybdate-anion transporter-like. Gene Ontology annotation, biological process: molybdate ion transport. The transcript has 9 exons. The coding region runs from base 171 to 1514 and encodes 447 amino acids. NCBI's taxonomy places the organism in Eukaryota, Viridiplantae, Streptophyta, Magnoliopsida, Sapindales, Anacardiaceae. Gene Ontology annotation, cellular component: membrane. Gene Ontology annotation, molecular function: molybdate ion transmembrane transporter activity. The record is from RefSeq and is a predicted model, not a curated record.
CUGCCAGUGCAGGUACACAAUUGGCAUCAAGUACCAUACGGAUCUGACACUUAUUCUUUUACGAUCUCUAUUGUGUCUUCUCAUAAACAACUAUGAUGGAGGGUAUCUCCGGUAUCUGAUUGUUCUCAAAUUUCAAUCAUCACUUCAAAAUUUGAGCAAGCACAGCACAAAUGGGCGUCGUAAUCGAAAGCUCCGUUUGGGAGCCUAGUCCAUUUCUCCAUGUAUUCAUAUUCCUCUUGUGCUUCGUUUCCAUAUUUGUCCUUCCUUAUUCACCAAACAUAACUUACUCUGUUUUCGACCUUCGACGUCCCUCUUCCUUUCUUCGCUUUCAACGAAAUUUCCUCUUCAUCUAUUCCCUCGCUUCGGUAAUGGAAGGAUUGUGGUUGGUGUUUGGAGAGUAUGAAUUGGUUUAUUACGGUGUUGGUAAGGAACAGAUGGUGUUGUUUCUCUGUCUUGGUUAUGCAGCUGCUCUCUUUGCUGGAACUUUUCUGGGCAUGCUUUCUGAUUUAAUAGGUCGAAAGAAAGUUUGUUUGGUGUUCUUUAUCCUGCACCUCUUUGUUGGCAUAUUGAAGAAGAUUUCUUUGCAUCCAGGCAUCUGGGUUGCAAAUAUUUGUCUGCCUCUUGCUUCCUCAGUAUUUUCUUUCAAUUUCGAGUCAUGGGUGGCUGUUGAACAUGAAAAGCAAGGGCAUAGGCAAGGUUCUCUGAGUGACACCUUCUGGUUAAUGACUUCCUUUGAGUCUGCAUCCCUAAUUGGAAGUCAAAUACUCGCAAACUGGUUGGUGGAGAGUAAUGUGGAGAAAGGCAUAGCAUCUCCAUCCAAUGCAUCCAUUUUCCUGGCAGUAUUAGGAGUCAUCUUGGUCACAAGAGGAUGGACAGAAAAUCCCCAAGUGAAAUUUAAGGAUUACAAGACAUCCUUCUUUACACAUAUUUUUGGUGUUAAAAGGAUAUGGCUCUUGAUUUGGGCACAAGCUUGCCUCCAACUUUCAAUUGCAGUAUUCUGGAUUCUGUGGGCCCCAACAUUGGUGGCUGAUGGUCGAGAAGUUCAUCUUGGAUUGAUAUAUCCAUGUUUGCUUGGUGCAAGAAUGCUUGGAAGCACUGUAUUCCCAUGGCUCAUUAGUGGUCCAUCUUCAAUUCGGACUGAGGAUUGCUUGUUGUAUGCAUUUGUUGUACUGGGGUUUGUCUUGUCCAUAAUAGCUUAUGAUUAUCAGGAAAUUGGAGUCUUAGUCACAUUAUUCUGCUUAUUUCAUGCCUGUGUUGGCUUAAUUCUGCCUUCACUUGCUAGAUUGAGGACCAUGCAUGUGCCAAAUGAGUUGCGUGGUGGGAUGAUAAGCCUUUCUCUAGCUCCUGCAAAUGCUGCAAUUCUGCUUCUUCUGUUGCUACGGGGCUACUAUCAAAAAAUUGAGAAUGCAGCAAUUAUGGCAUUUGUAGCCUUUGGGCUGUUCUCGGCUGCUGGAUGUAUGCAUUUAUUGAAGCGGUGGGGAAAGAAACCGUACCAGAAUUCCCACAAAUUGUGAUUUCCUGCCUCAAUUUCGUUUUAAGCUUCGGUUGGUGGAUCCUUAUUGUCUUUCAUCUAUCAGUUAAUGGUGGACAUGUAAGUGGAACGCUGAAGCACAAAUAUGUGCUGUGUAAUUCCGGUUGAAGUGUGCAAUAAAGCAUCUGGUUAUGAAUAUAGGGAAGAGACUAUGAAGCCAACAAGUUCAGUUUUAAGGCUUGCUAAACUUAGGUUCAUAGUCUCAUAAAUGUCUGUUACACUAUAAGCAAGGAGUUUAUAUGCAAGUAACUUUUGGUCAUUGAAUCCUUCAAGUUUUGACUUUCAAGUUUGAGAUCUAAAUCGUCAGGCACUAUAGAAGCUUGCAGAUAAGCUAGAGAAACUGAUGAUAUUUGAGCUGUAGAAAACAGUUUGCCUCUGAUACAGUCAUCCUUUAGAUGGAUGUGUUGAGCUGGUAAACAUUUAAAGCUCCCAACAAAUAUCUGCUGCUAUUCGCUGGUGUUUGGAUAUACAUGUUAGUGGACCUGGAGUCAAUCUCGAAGUUGAAAGACUUUGAUUAUUUUUUAUGAUUGAGACGCCAGCCAUGCAAGUUUGUUUUGUGGUGUUAGAGAUCAUCAUGGUUAGAGUUGACCAUCACACGUUGCCAUAAUUCUGUAGAGAACAGAAAUCGAUCUUGGAGUCAGGUUUUUUCUUUCUACUGAGAAAGGUUGGCCCCUGAUCCGAUUGUUGUUGUUAUUGUUAUUGCUAUUAUAUCGAUUGAUAAAAGUACAGUUAAUUAAUAAGUGAAUGUUUUUUUUAUAGAA